GUCAAUCUCUUCCGGGUUAUCUUGUUCUUUUUCAAGAUACGUUUCCGGUUGGGCGUCAGGUUUCGGGGCAACAUCGUGUUCUGCAGCGGCUGCAACCAUGGCUCGAAAUGCAGAAAAGGCCAUGACUGCUUUGGCAAGGUUUCGCCAAGCUCAGCUAGAAGAAGGAAAACUUAAGGAGAGAAGACCUUUCCUUGCAUCAGAAUGCAAUGAAUUGCCCAAAGCUGAGAAAUGGAGACGACAGAUUAUUGGUGAAAUUUCCAAGAAAGUGGCUCAAAUUCAAAAUGCUGGUUUAGGUGAAUUCAGAAUUCGUGAUUUGAAUGAUGAAAUUAACAAACUCCUAAGAGAGAAGGGCCAUUGGGAGGUCCGUAUAAAGGAGCUAGGAGGACCUGAUUAUGGAAGAAUUGGCCCUAAAAUGCUUGACCAUGAAGGAAAAGAAGUUCCAGGAAACAGAGGUUAUAAAUACUUUGGAGCAGCUAAAGACCUACCCGGCGUUCGAGAGCUUUUUGAAAAAGAGCCCCUUCCUCCUCCACGGAAAACUCGAGCUGAACUCAUGAAAGCUAUUGAUGCAGAAUACUAUGGCUACAGAGAUGAGGAUGAUGGUGUCCUGGAACCGCUGGAACAGGAACAUGAAAAGAAAGUUAUUGCAGAAGCAGUGGAAAGGUGGAAGGUAGAGAAAGAAGCAUAUCUUGCAAGAGGUGACAAGGAAGAGGAGGAGGAGGAAGAAAACAUCUAUGCAGUAAAUGACAAUGAGUCUGAUGAAGAAAAUGGAACGAAAACAGAUGGUGAGGAUAGUCAGCAGAAGUUUAUUGCUCAUGUCCCAGUACCAUCACAACAGGAGAUUGAGGAAGCUCUUGUCCGAAGAAAGAAGAUGGAACUUCUUCAAAAAUAUGCCAGUGAAGCUCUUCUGGCUCAAAGUGAAGAGGCUAAAAGACUUCUAGGAUUAUAGUAAUUGCUCCUUCUAUUUUUAUAAUCUAUCUUGAUUCAGUAUCUUAUUGAUUCUAUAGAAAUAAGACUUCACAAGUUCUAGAAUGAAGCAGGUUAUUUUUUCCAUAAUUUGUUUUAUUACACAUUUUUCACUCUAUCCUAACUUAUGAAAGUUUAUUCAUUUUCCGUUUCCAUCUUCAAGCUCUAAAUAGCUAGCCUGCUUUGAAUUUAUCUUUGUUACACCUAUUUUCCUCUUUGUUAAUUUUGUCUAUCAUGUGUAAAUUUGCAAUUGUCAGACAUUUCUACAUCUGUGGAAUGUUAUUUAAUUUUGAGUUUUCAAGAGAACUGAAAUGUUCUAUAUAAUUAAUAUGGAACUAUAUAUUAUGCUAUCGGAAAAAACACUCACUUGACUGGGUUUUUGAAAUGCUGAAUAUUUCAGCAAGUAAAAUUGUAAAUACUUUUUUAUAAAAUCUCUCAGUUUUUAAAUAAAACUUUAUCAGAUUUAA
Messenger RNA from Notechis scutatus (mainland tiger snake), 1430 nucleotides. RefSeq names its product ISY1 spliceosome associated protein (gene ISY1). NCBI's taxonomy places the organism in Eukaryota, Metazoa, Chordata, Lepidosauria, Squamata, Elapidae. The record is from RefSeq and is a predicted model, not a curated record. Gene Ontology annotation, biological process: generation of catalytic spliceosome for second transesterification step.